Molecule: messenger RNA, 180 nt
Organism: Blastomyces dermatitidis ER-3
Lineage: Eukaryota; Fungi; Ascomycota; Eurotiomycetes; Onygenales; Ajellomycetaceae
Exons: 1
Coding region: 1-180 (59 amino acids)
Source: RefSeq, a predicted model, not a curated record
AUGGCGGUGAGGGGGGCAGGAGAUAGAUCGGACACAGACACACUGAUCAGCAGAACCACUGCAGCUGCAAGAGAAGCAGAAGAAGAUGUGACAAUGAGAGCAGUGCUCUCACAGCUCAUUGAUACUACUGUCUUCAAUCUGGCUUUCUUGACAGUCACAGAGGCCACUGCUGCAUCAUGA